GAAAUUUUCAUUUUGUCACAUAGCUCAAGGUUGUGGUUAUAAACAUGCAAUGAUAGCCAUAAAUCAAUUUGAAAUAAAUGAAGCAAUGGAAAAAAUUCGUGCAAUUAAUAGUGAUGGUCCAAUUUUACUUGAACUUCGAAUUCAAACUGGUCAUAGAAAAAAUUUAGGUCGACCAACACGAUCAACUGAUGAAAAUAGAAAAGAUUUUAUGCAUUUUUUACAAUUGAAUUAA
Rotaria sordida is the source of this 232-nucleotide messenger RNA. The record is from the annotation of a GenBank genome assembly. NCBI's taxonomy places the organism in Eukaryota, Metazoa, Rotifera, Eurotatoria, Philodinida, Philodinidae.